GCGGAGUGCAGACGUGGGGCGGGGUCGCGCUUACGUCACCGCCGCGACGUGCAGUCGCUGCUGCACUCCAGGGUUGCGGAGUAAAGAUGGCGUCUGAGAGCGAUGUCUUGUCUGAGAUUGAAGUUCUGAAGUCCAUUUACCUGGAGGAGCUGAGAGUCAGCCGGAACAGCACCGGGGACUGGGAUGUGAGCUUGGUCCUCCACCCCUCUACAGCUGAAGACUCCCUUUCCCAGUUUGUGAGGCUUACCCUGACAUUAACUCUAGACUCACAGUACCCUGCCUCUUCACCCUGCAUCUCCAUCCAUCACCCUCGUGGUCUUUCUGAUGACAAGAUCCUCAGUGUUAAGCGCUGUCUGCACAUGGAGGCGCAGUCCUGUCUAGGAGAGCCAGCACUCUACCAGCUCAUUGAGAAAGCCAAAGAGAUCCUGACAGAGAGCAAUAUUCCCCACGGGAACUGCGUCAUCUGCUUGUAUGGUUUCAAGGAAGAAGAAAUAUUCACCAAGACCAGCUGUUAUCACUAUUUUCACUCGUACUGCCUGGGCCGCUACAUUGCUCAUUCGGAGGCUGAGAUAAGAGAGAGGAGGAAGGAGAUGGAGGCGGACAAGACGAGGGGUAGAGCUGACAGCCAGGAGUUGACUGUAGUGUGCCCAGUUUGUCGAGAGCCCUUGACCUAUGACCUGGAAGUUCUUCUGGCCUCUCCUGCUCCUCACUUUCCCACACUUGAAGAGACAACUGUACAGGCAGAAUUUCGAAAGAAAUGGACAGGACUUCAGGCUAUUUUGGAGCGACAAAGGGAAAGGGGAGGAGUCAUUGACCCUGAGGUGGAAUCUAAUCGUUUUCUAAUACAUAUUAAUGAGACACCCUCUGAUCCCAGCAGCCUGGGCCCUGCCCUAGACAGCCCUCCCUGCCAGGUGGAGCCUGCCCCUCCUCCUGAACCCAUUCAGCUUCCUGGGUGUCAGAGCCAACCGGUUUCUGGCCACUCUCAGCGCAGGCCUGAUCACGGCCACAAGCAGCACAGCCAGCCAAGGCGGAGGAGGAAAGAGAGGAGCCGACCGCUGCAGGAGAAGCCGGAUGAGCUCGCAGAGAGUGUGGCAAAGCUCACAUUCUGCUCAGGGCCACAGUCCACAUUCAAGGGGAAUGAGGUUGCAUCUGAAGUUCAAAGAGAAGCUGCCGUUUUGGUGAAUGCUAUCAGCUCAGAAGGCGGAGUGUACCCAAGUGCAGGCAAUACUGCAGAUGGGGAGAUGCAUGCGGAUGUGCGUUUAUCAAAAACCAUGGCCAGUGGGCAGCCUGUAAACCCAUCGAGGUUGGACACCAUCCCACCCCCCAGCGCGCCAGGGAGAGAACAAGGCCAGAGAUGGGACCGAGAAAGGAGGAGGGCGCCACGAAGCUUUGGACAGCAGGCUGGUCAACCGGAGGAAAGAAGUGUCAAAGGGGCGGACCAUUGGGAAGCUCCCAGGGACAGUUUCCAUUUCAGGGGAGGUCGAGGUCAAAGGGGAAGGGGCGGUGCUAAUCCCCACCAUAGAGGUCGAGGACCAGGAAGAGGGAGUGGGAGGGGCUUUAGUCAUAGGGGCACAGAGAGAGUGGAUGGCUGGGAUGGAGAUGCUUGGAAAAAGAAUGAAAUGUAUGUCCAUUUGAAUUCCCCAGAGUAGCUCUCCACCCUGCCACUGGGACAUUCUAAAUGAAAUGAAUGCAUGCUCAUUCAUCUGCUAGUAAUAUGCUCACCUAGACUAAAUUCUGGACAUUUUAGGUUUGUACUGGAGUCCUCACAGCACUUGAAAGUUUUAAAAUAGCUCUGCUGGCAUUUCUAAAAGGUCAGGGUGGCUGUAUUCCCCUGAUAUUACCUGUAUCGUUCACAAUACUGUGUAAGUAUUUUAAAUUCAACACCUCGGAACCUUACAAUACAGCCACACACUGUGCUGUAUGAUAUCAGAACUGCCAGACAGAUUCACAUGGAGCCGUGUUUGACCGACGUUCAUGUUCGUGCUCUGCCUGUCCUGAAGUACUGAUUCAGACUGCGGAGGUACAAUGAAAAGGUUAAUAAAACAAUGAGAAAGCACGUGCUGAA
Molecule: messenger RNA, 2065 nt
Organism: Paramormyrops kingsleyae
Lineage: Eukaryota; Metazoa; Chordata; Actinopteri; Osteoglossiformes; Mormyridae
Gene: rnf25
Product: ring finger protein 25
Biological process (GO): protein ubiquitination
Cellular component (GO): nucleus
Molecular function (GO): ubiquitin protein ligase activity; protein binding
Source: RefSeq, a predicted model, not a curated record